AUGGAACCUCAUUUUUUGUCCAUUAAAGGAAUUACUCGAGGAAGCUGCUUAAUUUCGAUGCACAAAUUUGAAGCUGAUGUUGAAAUAACUGGACAAAGGACAAGGCUGACAUUUGCAGUGGUGCCAGCUAUUAAUUUGGAUUACGAUGUGUUGAUUGGAUGCAAUUUAUUUUUUGAUACCCGCCUAGCCGCAGUUACUGAUUGUAAAGGAACGAAAAUUAUAAAUCGACAGCUACGCAGGCAGCGGCAGCGGCAACAGUUGAGGAUCAUAAUCCAGACUGGCGCUCUACAAUCGUCGUUCCAGACGAAAAUCGUGCGGCCGUUGUAA
Brassicogethes aeneus is the source of this 327-nucleotide messenger RNA. The record is from the annotation of a GenBank genome assembly. Lineage: Eukaryota; Metazoa; Arthropoda; Insecta; Coleoptera; Nitidulidae.